AUGCACUCACUGAGCUGUGAGGGACAGAGUGAUUCUACUGGAUGGAGAGUGAGAGGAUACACACACAGUGGGAGUGUGUCAGAUUGUUCAUCACUCUGGGGAUCAGUUACAGGAUCUACAUGCACCAUCGGAUACCUCUACACAUACCACACUGGAGUGUACUGGUGUCAGUCUGAAUCUGGAGGGAGCAGCAAUCCUGUUAACAUCACAGUGCACAAUUUACCCACAAAUACACUGACUGUGGAGCCUCAGAGUCCUGUGUUCACUGGAGAGUCAGUCACUCUGAAGUGUGAGGUUCAGGGUUAUGAUGGGUGGACAUAUCAGUGGGGGUAUAAGAAGAAAGCACAGAGUCAGUGGACUACAGUGUCUCAGUCUGUGUUUGACACUGUAAACAGAGACACUCUCACCAUCAGUAGAGAUGCUGUAGUUAAUGGGGAUCAGUACCAGUGUAGAGGAGCACGAAAUAACAGACCAACAACAUCACAGUACAGUAACAUUGUUACCCUCACUGUACAUGUUAAACCUACACCUGAACUCACAUCAAGCCUUAAAGGAGCUGCACUGGUCGGAAACCCAAUGACUCUGCACUGUAAGCUGGACCAGUCGGCUGGAUGGAGCUUUUACUGGUCCAGACACACACAGAACCCUGAGAAUGAGACCAACACUGCAGCAAACUCCUACAACAUCAGCUCAGUGGCGCCCUCUGAUGGAGGCCAGUACUGGUGCAGAGCUGGCAGAGGAAACCCAGUCUACUACACAAACUACAGUGAUGCACUGUGGGUAAACGUUACUGCUCUAUCCCAUUCAGAAGCUCCACUCUCCAUCCUCAGUCUGCUCAGUAGUCUACUGGCAGUCUCUCCAUAUCUGCUAGUGUCCAUCGUGCUGGGGGUCAAAUGCUACAGAGCUCACGUUCUGACUAAAAACAGAAGCCAGAAUGCAGUCUCAGAGGAGUGAGAAUCUAAAGGAAAAUACUGAAGAUGGAAGGACAUUGUUCUGUUUGCUUGAAGUCAUUUCACAUGUGAGACUGAAUGUUUGAACUCUGCUAACUUACUUCCAGCUGACCACCAGUUUAUAGGAAGCAUCGUGCAGUAAUGUUUUCACUUUUAAGCACAUUACUAUUGUGUGUGUCAUUUCUUCCAAUGUUAGAAUAUUCUCCUUUAUUUUAAUGAUCUUUUACUUUGUUGGACUGUUUUACUUCUAUGUUCUAGUUAAAUAAAUAAAAAUUUAAUACAU
Molecule: messenger RNA, 1233 nt
Organism: Electrophorus electricus (electric eel)
Lineage: Eukaryota; Metazoa; Chordata; Actinopteri; Gymnotiformes; Gymnotidae
Source: RefSeq, a predicted model, not a curated record